GUUGAAGACUUGUUCUCUCAUAUUAGCUCUGGCAUUAAGAUUAUUUAUUUUUUUUAUUCAAGCAGAAGCACAGCAAAACCACUUGGGGUAAUUUCUGGCGCCCAGGAUGCGAAUUCCGUUUCAAGCGCAAUCUACGAAGAAAUCUUGGAGUCUGUUAUAGACCCUUUGACCAAAGUUUAUGUCUUUGCAGAGGAUGCUACUGACAGACUCGCUGUCAUCUUCGACAAAAUGGCCAAGGAAUUAUUUUAUAUCUCUGAGGACUUCCUGGUUCUUGUCAUUAGACUCCUGCACAUUCUUGUAACUCUGGACGGCUUAAAAAACCUGAAGAGUAAUUUAUUGGUGGACUUUUCUCUGUACAAACGUUUAAAACCGACCCAGAACGUCUCCGAGUUGGGUUUUCAGCAAAAGUUUCAAGUUUGGCUAGCCAAAAGUUUCUGCAUAGUAGAAACACUUAAAAAGAAGCUGGAGUAUAUCAGUGGGUUGGAAAACGUCGUCUUUCUUCUUGUGGAUUUCUGCUUGGAAUCUCUGGAAACCACUCGUUUCAUCGCUCCUGUUGAAAAAUACUCACUACUUACUGCUCUCUGUUUAUCCCUUUUCUUGACGGACAGCGAAAACCCAGAGAAGACUAAUGUUUUCAAGCACAAGGGUAUCAACAUAGCGAAGGUGGCUAAAGUUGUUAGAGGACACGCCUCCGUGCCAGUAAUCGGUGACAUGUGGGUUGACCUUCUAUUGUUUUUCGAACUGUGUCCAAACUUCCGAUCUUCUGCACCGCAGGAGCUGUUAGUGAAAGGGCUUAAGACGCCUCUCCCGUUGUCACAGAGCCUCAUCCAGAUAAGGCAGGAUCUUGAGCAGUCGAUGGCGCUCUACCAAGUGGCGAUCUCGUCGCUGCGGCGUGGCCAGGAGAGCCAGAGUGUCCAGAGUGGAGUGCUGCAAGCGUUGAAGUUUAUGACUAAGCUAAACUGUCUCUUGCAAGAAUCGUUGUUAUGGAAGCUGAGGCAUCCGCGCAAAGAUCUGGGCGUUGCAGAUUAUGUAGACGAGUAUGCUAAAGCCAUUCAGUUCAACUUUUCCUGCGACGACAAAGAUGCGUUCGUGGAGCUCACUUUCCUCUUAAAAUCUAUUCUGGCUAAACUCUCAGAAGAACAUGACCUUUACAAAAAUGCUCUCACAUUUUCAAUCCAAAAGGAGAUCGAGUACUUGGUUAAGGAGUUUGUAAGCGAGUCCCUUACUUUAGUGCAUGUGCAACAAGACAGACCUAUAAGAGCUGCUCUGGAAGCUGUUCUCAAGCUAUUUGAAAACUUCACCCAUGGAACGGAUUUUCGCGGCUAUUCUUUUUUUCCAACGCGCACUAAAAUCUACCUCUCGAGAAUUCUUCUUGGACCCGUCCUCAAGCGCUCCAAGUUUACUCAUGGGAAGUCUGGCCUUUUCACUACCGAGCAGUUGCAGACUCUCGAAGUGUUCAUGAUCGAUUCCUUCUAUUACUCGUGCUUACUAAAUCUACGAGAGACCCUAUUGGCUUGCAGUGACUGCUCAUACUUUUGGUUUCGCGAGUACCACUUGUCUCUUAGCGGCGGGGAUGUCUCUCAGGUUUCACUGGACAAGUCGCUUCCAUGGAUACUUGUUUCUCAUUCGCUGAAAAGACAGAGUUCUACAGCCAUCGAGGAUGUUUUUACUGCCAUGGAGCUCUACAACGACGCUGCUGAGUUUUGUCUGCAGCAUCUCAAGUGCGACUAUUUGUUUGAGGAGCUUAAAGCGGAAGCCAACUUAGCACUGAAGUUGCUGGUGUUCAAGUUGUCUUGGAAGUUGCUUAACUCUUUCAGGAAGGCAGCCUCCAGGUGGAUCGGGUUUCUUGCUGCUUCGGCGACGACGUUCUUACUCUUUGCCAUGUCAAGUAUGCUCCUUGAUAAAAGAGGGGAGGCUCAAGCUCUGCAGGCCCAUUCGUCCUCCCAACCAGAGUUUUUCGGAGAAAGAUGGAUUCAUGUGCUUUGCGAGCAGAACUUCUGUAUUCUGGGAGACGAUAUCAAUGUUGUUCUUCUAGUAAGCGAAGGCAUCCGGCUGCAGGUGCUGCACUCUCUUGAGCUUUCUUUCGAACAUUUUGAGAACAGCGACCUUCUCAGUGGCCUCCUUACCUUUGAGUUCACUUUGAAGCACAUUCGCCUAACAUAUUCUCUGUUAAAGAACCACUUGGAGUUACAGCCCUUUGAACAACUGCUUAGCCAAGUGGACGGCGCCAUCGUAGCGGACAUCUUUUCCUCUCGAGUCCUCCAGCAUCUCUUUUAUGCGCUCGCCGCCGAUCUUUUUUGCAACUACUGUUAUUACUCGGAGCCCUUACGCUUUACUAAGAGCCAUCUUCUCUAUUCCCGGCCCCUGGACACCAGAUCCUAUUCCAUUCAGCGAAUACUUGGAGGGAAGCUGUACGAGACUUCCUUGCACUUCAUGCUAGAGACUCAAUCGAUCUCAUAUCGGCACUUCCACUCACUGGUGCACCUCUUGGAUUGGACUAAAGGAAGCGCGAGCAAACUUGUUGAAAGUAUAUUGGAGAACAUUCGUUUUUUGAUUUUGGAAUUAUCGAAAGAAGCGGGAGAACUUAUGAAGAAACUUCCUACCAACGUCAAGUUACCGACGUAUGAGCUCGGCUCCAUGGGCGCUUUCAUGCUUUUUUAUUUAUCACUGCGACCCGUUUUGGACAACCAGCGCGUCCGGCGUGUCGUGCUACAUCUCCUUAGACAACUCGGAAACUCGCUUGUCUUUCUGUUCCUCUUCGACCAGAAUCUGUGUCACACGCGCUUUGCCGAAGCUCUAUUGUCGCCCUCGACCGAACUGCAUGGGGCCUUAGCAGCAGCAUUUGCGGGAGUGGAGCAGACUCGGCAGCUAAAUGCAUUAACCGACGUGCUGAAGCACCGUAAAAAGGGCACCAUCUUCGUAACGAUCCUUCAACGUGUCCAGAAAAUGGUUGUAGAGGAGACGAACUGGAAGUCUCCGUACCCCCAGAACGGGAUUAUCAACGUGGACGGAAGGAUUCCAGAGUUUCAUCACUUGUGGUCGGCACUCCAGUUUGGCUUGUGCAGCUUCUUGUUUGAGUUUAAAAACCUGAAUGACGAUCUUGUGUAUGGCCACGGACUGCAAUGGGGAGGAAUGGCGAUCGUGCGAUUUCUUGAACAGCAGUAUCGGUUCGAUGCUUUCGACAUUGCUUAUUAUAUAUUAAAAAUAAACGAAUGCGACAACUCCAUGGAAACUCUAAACGAAGUGGAUUUGCCCAAGUUCAUUAGAAAUGUUGAAAUCGUGAAAGCUCGUAACGACUAUAUUUUGGAUGUCCUUAACGUGUAUAUGGGCCCAAGUCACGGUUGCCAGGUUAUUCAUCCGCUAGAAGUUCUACCGGACGGUACGGUCCGUCUGAUACCGCCCUCAACGGAGAAUGCAGGAAUCGCCACCCCCCUACCGGAGGCUAAAAAAAUCGAAGGAAAUUGAUGAUUCCAAAUGUUUUCUUUUUUUUUUUUUUAA
This is a messenger RNA of Zophobas morio, 3498 nucleotides long. RefSeq names its product protein pirA-like. NCBI's taxonomy places the organism in Eukaryota, Metazoa, Arthropoda, Insecta, Coleoptera, Tenebrionidae. Gene Ontology annotation, molecular function: RNA 7-methylguanosine cap binding; small GTPase binding. Gene Ontology annotation, cellular component: SCAR complex. Bases 229 to 3465 code for a protein of 1078 amino acids. Gene Ontology annotation, biological process: cell morphogenesis; regulation of actin filament polymerization; regulation of translation. The record is from RefSeq and is a predicted model, not a curated record. The transcript is spliced from 37 exons.